Messenger RNA from Oncorhynchus nerka (sockeye salmon), 6838 nucleotides. RefSeq lists its product as uncharacterized. The coding region runs from base 128 to 1756 and encodes 542 amino acids. Lineage: Eukaryota; Metazoa; Chordata; Actinopteri; Salmoniformes; Salmonidae. The record is from RefSeq and is a predicted model, not a curated record. The transcript has 9 exons.
GUGAGGGAGAGGGGGAAGAUAUUAAGAAGAAAAAAACAGCAUUUUGUAGAAAACCUUACUUUCUGUACCCCGUAAAUCCCAUUUGCUGUUUUCGGAUCCAAGCCUGUCUGAAAGAGAUUCAAUCAAGAUGAAAACAAUUGGUGUUGCCGUGUUUGGAGCCGUGUUCUGCACUGUUCUGACUGCAUCUCUGAAAGUCAAAGAAGAACACAAGAUAGCUUUUUUCGGCGAGGAUGUGCAUAUCCCACUCCCAUCCCUAGUCAGCACUGAUGUUCUGUUCAAGCCCGCCUCCAACCGCACCGCCGAGGUGGUCCUGAUGAGGGAUGGGCGGGUGGUGGGCCACCAGGCCCAGCUCAACUCCCUCAAGCACCUCAUCCUGGAGGAUGUGGGGGAGGAGAACGAGGGCAUGUACGUGAUCAAGAACACCGAGGCGCCUGCCGAUGUCAAACACAUCAUCCUCAUCGUCAGGGAUUGCGCGCUGGAGCAGGUGGUCAAGUACGGUGAGACAUACCACAUCCCACUCAGUGACAUCUUGGGCCCUAUCACCCUGGAGUUCAGGUCCAGUCAAGCUCAGGCCAAUCAGACCACGGAGCCCCCGGCAGUGGUAUUGCUCAACCAGACUUCCACCCCCCCAGAAGAGUACAAGGGUCGUCUGAGUGUGUCCGAGAAAAGGGUGACUCUAGGCAUGGUGCGGGGGACAGAUGAGGGAAGCUUCACCGUACUGGACCGCGAUGGGAAAGUCAGGAGGAGGUCAUGCCUGAACGUGAAAGAGCACCAGAACUUCGUCCACCUAUCAUAUGGCAGUACUUUGAAGAUCAACCUGUUUGUGGACCACACCAAAGUCAACCUCAUGUACACUCCAGACUGGGACCGUAAGGACCGGGUCAUACUAGAGCAAGGAGAGCUGGUGGUGCCGUUGGACCCUUCACUGGACGGCAGGCUGACUGUAGAAGGCUCCGUGUGCAUUCUGGAGAGGGUCCGGGUUAGUGACAUGGGGCUCUUCAGAGUGACAGACCUGUUGGGGUUCCCUGUGACCAACAUCUACCUGGAGGUGGAAGCCUAUAAGUUACCCACGCUGUAUGUUGCAAUCCUCUCCUUACUGGGCUUCCUGGUCCUCCUCUUGCUGGUGUGUCUGCUCUCCUGCCUGAUAAAUGUGCGCCGUCGGGCGGAGAAGGCGCGGCAAAUUGCCCUCAUCGCCCAGCAGGCGGGCAAGGGGGAUGGAGAUGCAUUCGUGAAGGUUGUUCAAGAGGCCUAUACACGGUUCGCUGAGGAAUCCACUUUGACGUCUACGUGGGACAACAGCAAUGCUACAGAGAGCACGGAGGUCACCAUUAAGGGUCUGGAGGUAUCCAAAGCAGGUCGCUACCACACUCUCUCCUCGGACAAGAACUUCCUGGAGAUGAGCGACUCGGGGGUAGAGUUCAACUCCUCCACCCUCCCGUUGGACAGCGAAUGUGAGACGGACGUGCCCCAGACCUUCACCUCCCACAAGCUGCUCCUCAACAACUCUGACAGUGUGGCCGCCACCAUCAUCCCCGAGGGAGACCAGAGUGCCAACCGGACCCCCGACUCUGCCAUGAGCCCCAGCUACGUGACCCAGGCCCGGUCUGAGGCCGACGCCCCUGAAGAAGACCUGAUGGGUGUCACCACGCCAGAAAGGGCAUCCAGUGGCACCGAGCUGUCUGCAGCACUUGAGGCAGCCGAUAAAGCUAUCAGCCCGUCAGUUCCCAAUGCCACUGCAGAGAGCACCACCACCUGAGCGCAAACCACCGGACACCCUGACAAUCUUUACUCUUCAGCCUCAAUUACCCCCCACCCCCUCACGCAGACAUAACCCAAAUCCUGAGCACUGCUUUUAUAAACUAAAACUACACAAAAAUGCUUGGUGUAAAAAUUGCCAGUCUAAAUGCACUCGACUUAAUCCCUAAAUAAAAAAUACAAGACCCUAGCUCAUUAGAAUACAUUAAUUCUGUGCAUACAGGAAAUGCAUGUGUAACGGAGUUAAGAACGUACCGUAAGCUCACUCCACAGCUAGCUUGAAAUGUCGCGGAUGGAGCCAUCCAAUUGAUACCUUUUGGGAGGCUCAGCACGUUGGAACGUUGUCACGCAGGGCGGUCACGUGUGUUGCGAAGCAGAGGAUCACUGGUUUGAGCCCAGUUUGGGGCAGUCGGACAGUGGAGGAAGCUAAGCUGUUAGCAGCAGACUGACCCCUGUUACACGUGCAUUUAAAUUAGACUUAAAAGCCAGGAUUUAGCCUUAGCUGGCCCAAGAGGCAAUUUAUAGUAUUGAUGACUGCAUAGUGCAUGCAUGCCUCUUUGGCCUAAGAACCAGAGACAGAGAUAAUAUCUAAGAUAACUUGGUGGACUAAGGGAAAAGUCAUUAUGAUGAUUCAUGAAAAUACAUUGAUAUCUGAGUAACUUUUUUUAUACCCCUGUAAAAAUGAAUCCCAGAAUUCUUCUAAUGACAAAAAUGUAAACAUUUUUGACAGCGAAAAUAUAUUUGAUCUAUAUUUCUUAUUAGCAUUGAAUGCUCUUACCACCAGUACUGUAUGUGGGGACAUAGACAUAGCAGCUGUAUGUGGGGACAUAGACAUAGCAGCUGUAUGUGGGGACAUAGACAUAGCAGCUGUAUGUGGGGACAAAGACAUAGCAGCUGUAUGUGGGAACACAGACAUAGCAGCUGUAUGUGGGGACAUAGACAUAGCAGCUGUAUGUGGGGACAUAGACAUAGCAGCUGUAUGUGGGGACAAAGACAUAGCAGCUGUAUGUGGGGACAUAGACAUAGCAGCUGUAUGUGGGGACAAAGACAUAGCAGCUGUAUGUGGGGACAUAGACAUAGCAGCUGUAUGUGGGGACAUAGACAUAGCAGCUGUAUGUGGGGACAUAGACAUAGCAGCUGUAUGUGGGGACAUAGACAUAGCAGCUGUAUGUGGGGACAUAGACAUAGCAGCUGUAUGUGGGGACAUAGACAUAGCAGCUGUAUGUGGGGACAUAGCAGCUGUAUGUGGGGACAUAGACAUAGCAGCUGUUUGUGGGGACAUAGACAUAGCAGCAAAAUAUAUGACAUAUGGUAAUAGACCAAAUCAUUCUACAAAUAACAUUGUAAUACUAGAUUAACAAGACCAAUAAAGACAACUUUAUUUUUUAAUUAAUCUCUGUAAAAAAAAUGCUUCUGACAAACAUAAACCCAGGGUAUCUGACAUAGGCCUAUACCGCUACAAUUUCAUUACAUCCAGAGAGACACUAUUAACAGAAAGUACAGGCAUGGCAUUAGGCUUUGGCACCAACUCAGAGAAAGCGUUUGUCUCAGCAUAUAGCCUCUAUAGAAUAGCAGAGUUGGAGAGCUAAAACCCCCAAGAUCUUCUUACAUCAUUCUUGCUAACUGACACAAGCUAGUAGAUUGAAUAACACCAUGCUAUGCAAGAAAGCUAGUAGUGUCCCUGAGCAUGUAACAAGGUGUCCAAUCUCUGCCACUUUUGAUGACAUAAUCCCAGCACAGUAAAUGUUUACUACAUCCCUCAUCUUGCAAAACAAAUGACCUGGAACUAAUACAACGGGAACUUCACAUCAGGUCAUUCUAAACCCCUCCACAUCACGUUUCUCAUUAGAACCCCAGCCACUGCAGAACAAGCCUUGGAACAGAGACAUCUAGAACGUCUCUGACAGAUGGGACAUGACAAUGAUCCCUUUGGAAGGGUCCUGAACGUUUGGAUCGCUGCCCUUUAAUAAAGGCAAGUAAGUAAGGCAGACUUAUGGAGAAGGAAUUACAUGCAUGAUGUCCUUUUUCAUUCCUAUUUUGCCUGACUCCAUGGCCCUUUUAGCCAAAAUGAACUGAAUGCUGAAUUGAUAAAUGCUAACAAUUAAGCCAACUUACUUUCCUGACAGACUGAAAACACUGCUUACUGAGUGAGACUGGAGCGCCAACAAAGCCAUUAAAGCCAUUAUUAAGAUCCAAUGUAUUUGCUGCUGCAUUCAUCACAGUCUUUAUGGGGGAAGGUUUUUACGCAUUCUCUUUUAACACAAUAUACAAUGCCAGAGUCACUUAUUUGAACCACACGUCCCACCCAGAACCUCUAAACGAAUAACAGUAGCUGCCUCAUCUCAAUUCAGUGCAGCAUCUUUUGCAAACGCGUCGUAUUCCAGAUAGGCGAGGAUGAAUGACUACACUACAACGAAGCGGCAAAGUCACAAUGCAAAAUAGAACAUCAUUCUUAUCCAGCACCGUGAUUGCUGAACUUCUUCAAUUUCGUGAUGAUUGUAUUGUCUUAAGUUCUAUUCGAGUUGUUAACCCAGAUCUAUUCAAUCUGUUCAAUCUGAACAGGAAAAACACAGAACCGUUCGCCGACCAUUCAGAUAACAUCAGUCCAUUUGCUGCAAAUAUACAUUACAAAGACAUCCACCCUCAGUCCAUUUGCUUCAGAAACAGUAUAUUAUUACAUCCAUUACAACAUCUGACGAACCAUUCCACUAAGGCCUCCCAUUGGUUUCAACUCUAGUCCAAUCAGGUACUGCAUAUUAUUAACGAAGGCAUUCUGUAUGUCGAUAAUAGGUGGGUGUAUAGCUGACCAUGUUAAAAAUGUCAAAGCAAAGGUAAUGAAGGGGUGUAACAGUCCCAGGCAUUCUGGGACAUGGUGUAGUAGUUGGUGGGGGACAGCAUCUGCUAGCAAUAUCGCUGCCUCGUGUUGUAACCGAUUUAGGAUGUCCGUGAGAGGAACUCAAGAGAGUAAGUCAAACAUGAUUGGUGUCAGAAAGAAAAAGCACAAAUAUAAUUACAUGAGAAAAAGUCCCCGUGUAACAAAAAUGUUUUAAAAUGUUUUUGUUUUUUAUUGCAGCUGUUGUAAAUAAUACUACCUGCAAAAUACAAGUAUAAUUCUACUUUGCUUUUUUGUUUAAAAUGAAGGUUUAAUUGUUUUUAAUGCAACAUAAGAAUACUGGACAGCAUAAAUAUCUUAUGUAUAAAUGAAUCAUAUAUGAUGUAGCUACUUGAUCGUUGAUAUUCUAUCGGCUAUUAUCUUGGUUUUGUGGAGUAUUACAAUUUUAUAGAUGUGUGUUAAAUUGGUACUGAAUUUGCACUGAUUAGAUUAGGAUGGAUAACAACGUUGACUAAAGACAAUGUAAAAGCCACCUAAUCUUUAAAGCUAACCCUUCCAUAUCAGGUAACAAGCUACUGAAUCCAUGGUCUGGGGAGGUAUAUUUGACCCAUUCCUAUUUUAGCUAAUUGACUUCUGAUUGAAUCUUGAGCAAUAUCUGUGCUGUAGCACCAAAAUUAUUAUUGUAUUUUUUAACUGGGUAAAAAAAAAGUAUAUCUACAAUUCAUACACACAUACUAUACCUUACAAACAUUACCCAAAGCUCACUUUCAAGCACCCUUGUAUAUAGCCUAGAUAUAUUGCAUGUGCAUCGCCAAUACUGUUUCUUACUGCAAAGUUAUGCAACAUUUUAUAUCCCUGAAUUGCGUCUUUUAUCCUUUCACUAAGUUCACAGUAGAUAGAUACUGAUACACAUAAUAUAUGAGACGCCUUAGACUGAGUGGCUGAGAAGACGUAAUAGCAGUAAAAUGCCUAUUUUUCUGUCUCUCUUUCUCUUCCGCUCUCUGUUGCAUCACAUAUCAUCUACCUAUCACGCGAUAGUAUCAGCACCUUUUUUUCAUUUUUUUUUUCAAUAGUAUCAGCACCUGAGAAUGUUUUUGGAAAAAAUGCUUGACGCGCUUGAACAUUUCGUCAAAACUCGUAGUAUCACGACUAUAACUAAUAUUUUUGUUCUUCUUAUGCAGAUAACUGCUGUCAUAGCUGUAGUAUUCCCAAGAGCUACUGCUGCAUGCUGACCUGUAUAUUGCCUGUGAGACAGCAGGAAUACUGCACUAUUUAAAUUGCACUGUAGGUCCUAUCCUGUUGGUGUCUGUUCAUGCAGUCAAUGAGGUAUUCUCAAAUGUCAAUAUUACUAUGGCUAAGACUGGAAUAAUGUACACCUCGACCCGCAAAAGCCAUGACAAAAUCAGCUCUGCAAUUUUCAAGUGUACCAGUUUCUUUCUUUUUUUUGAGGUUCAUUGGAAUGAGUAGUUUAUUACUAUGAUGUGACGACGUAGGAAAGGUUUGUCUUGAGAAAACAUGAAGAAUAAAGGGAGAAAACGUGCCGGAAUGCUAGAAAGAGAGGUCAAGUUUUUUGUAGACCUGCAUUAAAUUCUAUUUUCUUAAUAUUGAUGUCAGCCUACAUGGUAUGCAAGCAAAUGGUCACCCAGGGGGGAGAGUAAGUCUUGGGGUGACUUUAUGCUAUAUACAGGAAAAGAAUGUGUGAUUUUGGCGACAAAGUUUGACCAUUCAUUAUUGAGCCUACCAUGUAUGUGCAUCCUUUAAACAAGACUCAGUAGUAUUUAGUAUUCAGCAAUAUAUGUCCAGUUUACCUACUUCAGGGUUGAGUUCACUAGCCCGAAGUACAUAGUUGAAAUCAACUGAAUGUUUUUAUCUACCUGGCAGGUUUAUUUCAGAUCCCUUGGUGGGAAAAUGUCAGAUAUAUUCAGGAAAACUGCUUCUGCAAAUUAAACGAUGCAUGCUAACCUUGGUUGUUAUUAUUGCAUUUGAUUGUUUUGUUUAAUUUAAAAUGAAUGCCUUUCCAAACUUGUCUGCUAGGUUUAAGUCCAGAAUUCUUACUGUUGGUUUCCCUAGCUAUAUUAUCAUUGACUUUUAUAAUACUUCGCUAUCAUGUAGAAACAACUAUGCCCUUGUAUGCUAUAAUUAACAAUUUAUAAAAUGUAAUACUUUUGGCAUCAUGCACAGAAUUUGUUUUAUAUGUUGUUUUUUUCUGUAAUGAAUGAGCAAUGCCCAUUAAAGGAUUUUGAAGAGAUA